This is a messenger RNA of Physella acuta, 7228 nucleotides long. RefSeq lists its product as uncharacterized. Gene Ontology annotation, cellular component: cytoplasm. The record is from RefSeq and is a predicted model, not a curated record. Gene Ontology annotation, molecular function: DNA binding; hydrolase activity; zinc ion binding. NCBI's taxonomy places the organism in Eukaryota, Metazoa, Mollusca, Gastropoda, Physidae.
UAAUCUAUAGAUCUAGAUCUAUUUUUUAUUAUAAUUAACAACACAACACUACGGAGCAGAUUUUGUCACCAGGCAGUGAGUUAAGGCAGUGUCGCAGUGUUUUUCUUCUUCUGGUAACUGACAGUUGACUAGAGUUGACUGAGUUGACAGUGACACUGACUUCAUCAACUCUCAAGACUCAAGACUCUCAGCCACUGAGUCUAAGACUAAGAGUCUAGUGACAGUCUAGUCUAGUCUGUCAAUAGAUCUAGAUCACUAGAUUUACUAUUAUUAUUAUUAUUCAAAAUAAUAUUCAUGCUACUGCUGGAAGUCUGCUCUAAAAUUUGACUAAAAUGAAUCCAUGGCAUAUUGUCUUGUAAAAUGUCAACCUUAGACAAAUAUUAUUGUUGCAGAUUCUGCAACCUUGUAUUUAAUGGCCCCAUACCACUUCAGCAGCACAAUGAUUGUGCCAAACACCUCAAUCAAGUCAAAUUGAGCAUGAUCAGCGCUAGCUCUUGCAGUCCAAAACCAAAUUCCCCAAGUGAAACAGAAAAACAGGCUCAGACAGAGAAACAGAACAGUGUUUGUCAAAAAAAUGUAAACCCCCAACGAGAAUUUUUACUGGAAAAUUUGAAAAAAGCCUGUGAUAUCGCUAAGAGAAGUGCACUUGAGGUGAAUGGAACUAACCAGCUAAGUAAACCCCCAGUAAAACCAGUAAAUAUUGAUCCUGCUUCUCCUAAUUUAUCACGAAAUAAUUCUCAAGCUGUAGGUUUACAAAUGGAGCCUUCUCAAGGGGGUUCAUUCUUACAACAAACUGGACCGAAUGGUGAACCUUAUGUGAUGAACGGUGAUAGAGGGUAUUGUUAUAUAUGUGGCAUUGAUCUCACUUCCCAGCAACACUGUACUCAACAUGUGGAGGGAGGAAAACACCUUAAGAAGUUGCGAGAGCUGGAAAACAGAAGCAUGUUUAAUACAAAUAGCAGAAAUACCUUUCCAAGUCAGGAAAAUCUUGCGCAAGAACAGGCAAAUAAUAGGGGACCAAACGGUGAAGAGUAUGUUUUAACAGCAAUAGGUGGUCGAUGUUAUGUAUGUGGUGUUCAAUUCACAUCUGAAUCACAUGGUUCGCAACACUUGUCCGGACAGAAACAUAAGAAAAAAGCUUCCCCUUAUUUAUUUCCAGGACAGCCUGCUCAGAAUCCUGAACUUCAGAGUAGCCUCCCUUCUCAACCUUAUCAAGUGUCUUCUCCUUCUCUGUUAUCAGGUGUAAAUGCAUUUAGACAAGAGAGAGUGCAGAAAGAAAUCACCCCCUUACCUGCCACGGAGAAAAGAGGCCCAGAAGGGGAAACUUACUUCAUGCGAGGCUCUAAAGGAUACUGUUAUGUCUGUGAUUUAGAACUCACCUCACCCGAGCAUGCACAGUCCCAUUUAAACGGCCAGAAACAUAAAAAAAAAUGUGGGAAUUCUGGGAUUGAAGGAGCUGAACCGUCAGUUUCAGGAAAGGUUUUGAUGUGCUCGGUGUGUAAGGUGCCGUUUUCUUGCAUAAAAAACGCAGAAGAGCACUUUAAAAGUGAGAAACACAAGAAGAAAGAGCAGCAGUUUUCAGCAUGCAAUCUGCCCUCCAGCAGUUUUGACGCGGGGUUUCUAAAUGACCCAGAACAGACGCUAGUUAUGAAGGUAUAUCAGUCUUCAUUGUCCCAGAAUCAGAGUUCUGCUCCCAGCAUCUCUGGACUGAAUAAUAGUUCCAUUACUCGGACUUCAUCAGAAAAAAAAGAUAUUUCGCCUUGCUCCUAUUCCAGUAAAGAUGACUUACAGUGUGAUUCUACAAUAUCUCCUUCUGCACUUCCGUCCUCGAUAAAUGGCCCUGUUUUAAAUCCAGUGGUGUAUUGUCAAAUACUGGAUGGUAACAGCAGUAAUUUGUCAGCGUCUGUCAGCACAACACCGCAGAGCCCUGAUAUCUCAACUCAAAUUCCUCUCAAAAGUCACACAGCACAAAGUGCAAACAACAACAAUGAGCAGUUACAGCAAUAUCAAACUAACACUGUUACAAAUGAGACAAGGCCAGAAAUAAAAACGUCAAAUAUUGCCAGUGAUUUAAAACAAGAUGAAAACAACCUAACAUGCAGCCCCAAUGAAGUUUCCAAGUUAAAAAGUAAGAAACUGGGAGUACAGACUGGGAUCAGUACUGUGCACAUCUCAGCAGAAAAUACACCAAGUUUUUCAAGUCUUACUGACAACACCAAGCAGAGUGUUUUCCCCUCUCCUGUAGCCUCCAGGAUUUCAGAAGAAAAAGAAAUCAACACAUCAGUUAGUCCUCAGCAACAGAGAAGUUCAUCAACUCAGCCUUUAGAGGCAACUGGCAGUAUACCCUUAAAGUCAGGAAAUCCUUUGCAACAAAGAAGCUUAUCAGUCCAGUCUGAAGCAGUUAUGUCAGUAAGUCCUCUACAACAAAGAAGCUUAUCAGUCCAGCCUUUAGAAGGAGCUAGCUAUGCACCCUCUAAGUCAGGAAAUCUUCUGCAACAAAGAACUGUAUCAAUAGGAGCUCAGCCUAAAGAAGCAGCUGACUAUACACCUGCUAUGUCAGGAAAUCCUCUACAACAAAGAAGUUUAUCAGUCCAGUCUGAAGCAGGUACAUCUGGAAGUCCUCUGCAACAAAGAAGUCUAUCAGUCCAGUCUGAAGCAGUUAUGUUGGGAAGUCCUCUACAACAAAGAAGUUUAUCAGUCCAGUCUGAAGCAGGUACAUCUGGAAGUCCCCUGCAACAAAGAAGUCUAUCAGACCAGCCUAAAGAAGCAGCUGGCUAUACAUCUGCUAUGUCUGGAAGUCCCUUACAGCAAAGAAGUUCAUCUGUUGAAGCUCAGCUAACCCAAGAGUCCACUACCACAAGAGCAGUUUCUGCUUCACACCCUGAUGUGAGGAACUCCAAGCCUCCUUAUACAGCUUAUUUUAUACCCUCAGAAAAACAGAUCCCACCCAAUGUCAAAGAUGGGCUAGAAUCACCCAAAGGAAACCAGACAGUAAACAUGCUUGAUGGGACAUCCCAGGGUCAAGAGCUAGCAGUGCCACAGAAUGAUAGGAGCCAUUCACCUGACCAUAACUGUCAAUUUGAGGACCCAGAGCAGCCAGCACAUAACUUAUCAAACCCCAACAGUUUGGUGGCUGGAACUAAAGUUCUUCAAAAAAACACACAAAGUGAUGCUAACUUGUCCCUAGCAAGUCAAUAUCAUAGUAUCAACUCUGCGGAUCAGAACUGUACCCAAAAUGUUUGUGAUGAAAAACAACUCAACAGAGUAGGCCAUAAUGAAAAUACACCCAGUCAUUCAGAUAGACCAUCUAUGACAGAAAUUACACAAAAUAGGCAAGAAGUUGCUUCUGGAGUUAAAACUCAAUCAUCUGUUGUUAGCAAUGGAGAGGAGUUUUUCAGUGUUAAUAGUGAGAACAGCUCACCACAGUGGCAAAGGAGUUUACAGUCAGCAGCAAACGAUUCCCAAUCUGAAGCUAGGAUAGCUGUUGGAGGUAGAGAAAAUAAUAACCCAAAUCUUGUUUCGGCUUACAAAACAGAAGAAAGAAAUAAUUUUCCUCAACGUGACCAGGAUUCUGAUCAAGAAAAGAGACAGGAGAGGAUGGAAGUAACCCCAGAGUACCCAGAAGAAGAUGGAAUCCAGCAGGACAGAAUGGAAGUAUCACCAGGAAUCCCUGGUCAAGGAGGAGUUGGACAGGACAGGAUGGAAGCAACACCAGAACAGUCUAGCCCACAACAGAUGGUCCUUAACGAGAACGACACGGACAUGAAUGAUUACUUCUUUGACGGCAGGCGCGGCUUCUGUCAUGCAUGCAAUUUAAAGCUGACGUCCCAACAGCACGCUAAUCAACACUUAAAUGGACAGAAACACCACAAAAAGGCCGCACAGAGGAUACUGAUGUUGAAUCUUCAACAGAGGGGGUUCUUUAAUGGUACCACUCAGAUGGCUAACAAUGUUCCCAAUUUCUUGACUCGCCAGGAGAACGCAGGUAACCAAGAUCAACCUUUUGUGUUUAAUGUUGAUAAAGGACAUUGUUACGUUUGUAACAUUGAGCUAACAUCCAAACAACACGCUAACCAACACUUGACAGGGAAACCCCAUAAACGUAUGGUCGAGAGGGCUAAUAUGAACAAACUGGGGAUUAAAUAUCCCGAGUAUUGUGACAUUUGUAAGAAGAGGUUCACAGGUCAGGAAAGCGCUGGGCAGCACUUCACUUCUAGUAAACAUAAAACUAAGGAAGAUCUUCUUGCCCAAACUGUAAACCCUAUCAGAACUCUGGACGACUGUAAAGUUAUAAUGAAAGAUGGACAACAAUGGUUCUUCUGUGAUGUCUGCCAGUGUGUCCUAAACACGCUGAAGCAGCUCUACGAGCAUAGAGAAACUCCUAAGCAUAAAAAGGAAUUUCUUAUCAGACAGGAAAUGGCUGAUGCAGCUCCUUCUGAUGAAUGUGAUGGUAACAGAUUUAAUCAGGAUGCUGUGGCCAAUGCACAGAGAAACACUGUGACGGAAGGAGUGAUGGAUAAAAAUCGACGUUUCUUGACUUAUGGAGAAGUACCUUUUGCAAAUUGUGACAGGCUUUCACAAACUAGGGAAUUGAGUCCUGUUGGGCUUGAUGUCCGAGGUUCUCCGUUGCUAGUAGAGUCUAGAGUACCCAGAUAUGGGGAUGGGGCAGCAGCCACAGGAAACAGAGAAUGUUCUCCCUUGACAUAUCCUCAAAGCCAAACUCCAACAAAUCCCCUGUACAACAGCCCAUUUGGUGGUGCUAGGGGUGGUUGUUAUUCCCCCUCUCAUUCUGGGGGUGGUUAUUCCCCCUCUCAUUCUGGGGGUGGUUAUUCCCCUUCUCAUUACGGAGCUGUUGGUGAUGGAAGAAGCGGUGGUGAAGCGGCUGGUAACAGGAGGGAAGGAAACCAAAAUGGCAACAGUUCCAGAGAGCUAGGUGAGAGGUCAGCAGGAAAUGACUCAGACGGAUAUGAUGAUACUGAUGGAUUUGGCGCUGCCAGAACUGGAGACCGCGCAGGCUUUAUUUCAGCGCCAAAAUCAAGAGGCACGAAUCGUGCCACAGGCCGAGGCGGAGAAAGAGGAGGGAGGAUUUCGCUGGAUAAAAAAGAAGAAAUCGAUAGCGAGGAUGAAAUGGAACAAAUUGAAGACAAAUUAGACUGUUUCAACAUCAAAGACGACGUGGUUGUUACAACAACGAAACCUGAGGUAAGCAACACCCAGGGUCUGGAGAGAUACAGAAAGCAAGGGUUUCGUUAUCGCUGCAGCAUUUGUGACACUCCCCUCAACACUAAAGAAGCCUGGGAGCAGCAUGCUAAAGGCAGCCGUCACCUUUAUAAUUUAUCCUUUCAAGCUGCACCUGUAAGGAAUUUGGAACCAAUUCGCAAAACAUUUAUUUCUGAGAACGACAUAGUUAACCAAGCAUUCAAAGUGAUAAAAGAUACACCACGCUGUUAUCAGGUAGAACUUGUUGUCAAGGCAAUGAAGGGAGACUCGAUUAUUUACCUGCCCACUGGUACUGGUAAGACUCUUGUUGCCGUGGUGACCAUUGGCCUCAUGCUGCAAAGAAACCCUUCAAGACCAGUUUUAUUCCUCGUGGACAAAGUUCUCCUUGUGUUACAGCAAGCUAAGUACAUAAUGACACAGCUGAAGGAUAAAAAGGAUAAAAAUGAUAAUCUGUUCAACUUACCUGAUCCCCACAAUGAAGGACAGUUUAUAGAGAGGGAAGUUAUUGUCAGAACAUUAUUUGGUGGCCAGGUUUCCAAAAGUGACAUUCCAAUUUGGAAGUCAGAUAUUAUAGUUACCACAGCAGCCUACUGCCACAAUAUGCUGAACAAGAAACUGAUCCGAUGGGAAGAUUUCUCCUUGGUUGUGAUGGAUGAGGUCCACCACUGCCACAAGGGCCAUCCAUACUUAAAGCUCUUCAGCCAGUUCCACAACCCAUUGCCUGAGGACUCCAGGCCAAAGAUAUUGGGGCUGACAGCCUCACCAGCUGGUAAAGCUACGGUGCAGGAAACUUAUGACAUGCUUAAAACACUUUUGGCUAACCUAGGUGGUGCUAAAAUACAAGUAGUUGAGAAAGAAAUUUUAGAACUUGAAGAGUUUCAAUCUUCAGCUAAACUCCAUGCGAUUUGUGUCCCCAUGUCCCACAAGGAGAAGGAUUUCAGAUUCCACCUUCUGAAAUACUUUAUUCUCUGCUAUAUCAAGUUUGCUCCCUUAUCUUCACUGAACAACAAUGAUAAUAUUCCUUGUUCCUAUCUUCUGCCUGCUGUAAAAAGCCGUGGUGAUCUAGGGGCUGUUGAGCAAUUAGCUCAACAGUUUCUCAAUGAUGACGAGCCUUUAACAGAACUGAUGCACAUGAUUUACAACUCUGGACCUUUGAAGGAUAAUGCCAAUGAGAAGUUUCACUUUUUGAAACUUCACAUGUUUGAAAUUCUCCUGGUCUUGCCUGAAGUGUCCACUGGCUCAGAUUUCAUCCCUGGCCUGCUGAAACUUCUGGAGCCAAAUCCAUUUUUAAAGGAAUUGAACCUGCCGUACAUGGAGAUGCAACAGAGAGUGAAAAAUUUUGCAGAGGAUGGUAACAAAGACUUGACCAUGUUUUCUAAACUUAUUAUGACACUCAAAGACCCCAGUUACAUGGACUGGUCUGUUGAAAGCUGUAAAGCCUUAGUGCUUGUAAGGGAGAGAAAAAUUGCCAGACAACUCAGCCAUAAACUGCGUGAAGAAGCGUUUAUUAAGGAGCGAGGCUUACGUGUGACCCACCUGGUUGGACAUGGAAGUGGUGCGCAGGAUGGGGGAAUGGAUGUCAAGAAGCAGAAGAAAGUUCUUGACAAUCAAGAAAGGUAUAGAGUGGUAGUAGCCACCUCCAUCAUGGAAGAGGGCAUUGAUUUCCAGUCCCUACAGCUGGUUGUGUCCAUGAAUCCACCUACCAGCCACAGGGCGUUGGUGCAGAUCCGUGGCCGCGCUCGGCGUAGGGGAAGCCACUUUGUCAUCCUGUGUAGCAGUCAGGAUGAAAUCAACAAACUUAACCAACUGCAGGUUCAAGAAGAGAAUAUGAAGACAGCUGCUCAAAAGUGUGUUGCUGAGGACCAAAGCAGAGCUUCAUAAGUAGUUGAUUAGAAAAUUACGAGCUGACCCGCGGCGUAUCAUAUGCCGCUAUUUAGUUGUUUUAUUUUCUACUUUUCAGUAAUUCAUAAUUUGUGAAUUCGACAGUACCAACGCUGCCACUGAAAAU